AUGGCGUAUAUUAAUUGCACAGUCAACACCACAUAUUCGGGUUGUAUUAAUGGCCUGACAACUGCAGGAGCUAUUGGACUAGCUUUUGGUAUUCUUUUUCUUUUAGUUAUUAUAAUCAUCAUUAUCAUUAUUUGUUGUUGCUACUGUGGAUGUGCCAAACGAUGUGGAUGUGAAAAUGCUUGCAAUGGCCUAUGCAAAUUUAAUCAAGUGGGGACAAAUAUUGAUGUACGUCCUCAACCAGUUUAUCAACAACCGCAGUAUGUAUAUAGAAAUAAUGGGUAUGUAAAUAGACCACCAGCGCCUGCACCAAGACCGCAACCUCCACCAUAUCGACCAGCACCUUCUGCGGUGAGAAGAACUGAUGUAACUAUCAUCCGACCCGAUCGACCUCCCACUGUUCGCACAAAUGUUCCACAGCCGGCACCACCACCUUAUCAGCCUACGCCUACUCCUCAGCCCGCAGUGGAAACAUAUAAUCCUCCGCCACCAGUUGUAGAAACAUGGAAUCCUCCAUCAUUAGCUGUAGAUACAUGGAAUCCUGAACCAGCACCUGUAGAACCAUCGAAUCCAGCACCGUCACUAGCUGUAGAUACAUGGAAUCCUGAACCAGCACCUGUAGAAACAUCGAACCCAGAACCGUCACUAGCCGUUGAUACGUGGAAUCCUGAACCAGCACCUGUAGAAACAUCGAACCCAGAACCGUCAUUAGCCGUUGAUACGUGGGAUGGUCAAUAA
Molecule: messenger RNA, 735 nt
Organism: Adineta ricciae
Lineage: Eukaryota; Metazoa; Rotifera; Eurotatoria; Adinetida; Adinetidae
Source: the annotation of a GenBank genome assembly